UCCUGACUUUAGGAUUGCGAAAUUGGAAGAGAAUGGACAGUUCAGUGUCAAACGAUUUAGUAACGGAAAUUGGAUGUCUGAAUUCGAUAGUCCUAUUGAUAGUUGUCGUGUUGCUUUCACUUGCAAGAAGCUUGGAGUUUGUGAUGAGGGGAGAUGUUCUUGCCCACCGGGAUUUCGUGUUAGUUCUGAGGUGAAUGGUAGUUGUGCUCCAGUUGAUAGAAAUUUGGUAAUGCCAGUUUCUUGUAAUGCAUCUUUGAAUAUGAAUGUAACUGAAUUGGGAAAUCGUGUUUCGUACUUGAGGCUAGAGAAUGGUAUGGACUAUUUUGCUAAUGAUUUUAUCGAACCUGUGAAGCGUGGUGUUAAUGUAUCUGGUUGUCAAGAUCUUUGUUCUAAGAAUUGUUCUUGCUUGAGUGUUUUUCAUGAUCAGUCGUCGGGUUCAUGUUAUAUGAUUGAAAAUUUUCUUGGUUCAAUUUUGAGGGGCUCGGAUUCUAGUAACGGAAGAGGUAGAUUGGGAUACGUUAAGGUCAUUUCUGAACCGUCAUCAUUUGAUCCAAAUGACAACUCAAGUGACAAGAGGUCAAGAUUACCCGUCGUUGCUUUGAUUUUACUUCCUUCUUCUGGGCUUUUCCUGAUCAUUGUGAUGAUGGCUGGGAUUAUGUGGUUGAUGAGAAGAAGAAGAUUGAUGCAGAUUUCAGGGAAAGAGUUUGGACGGACGGAUUCUUCUUCGUUUGCUGAGCUUGAUAACAUUUCCAUACUGGGGUUGCCUGUGAAAUUUGAUCAUGAGGAGAUUCGGGUAGCCACGGAGUGUUUUAGAAAUCAAAUUGGUACUGGUGGAUUUGGAACAGUAUAUAAAGGUACUCUUUCUGAUGGAGCUGUUGUUGCUGUCAAGAAGAUGAAUGCUCUCGGGGCUCACGGAAAUAGGGAGUUUUGCACUGAGAUCGCGAUUAUUGGGAGAGUUCACCAUGUUAAUUUAGUUAGUUUGAAAGGAUUUUGUGCACAUAGGGGAGAAAGGUUUCUGGUGUAUGAAUAUAUGAAUCGAGGCUCAUUGGAUCGGACCCUUUUUGGACACGGACCUGGCUUGGAUUGGCAUACCAGAUAUGAAAUCGCGCUUGGAACAGCACGUGGGCUUGCUUACCUGCAUGGUGGUUGUGAGCAGAAGAUCAUACAUUGUGAUGUGAAGCCAGAGAACAUACUCCUCCAUGACAACCUGCAAGUAAAAAUAUCAGAUUUUGGGCUUUCCAAGCUUCUUAAUUCUGAGCAGUCUAGUUGGUUUACCACGAUGAGAGGAACUCGAGGCUACUUAGCUCCCGAAUGGCUGACUAGCUCAGCCAUUACAGAGAAAUCAGAUGUCUACAGCUACGGAAUGGUGCUACUAGAAAUAGUACGAGGGAAGAAGAACUCCUCGUUCCAACCACCAAAUGACACUACUUCUCAAAGCGAAAGUAGUGAAAGGAAUAGGCUUUCUCCAUCGUCUCUUGCCUCAGCAAAUCAGCCAAUCUACUUCCCAUUAUUCGCAUUGGAAAUGCAUGAACAGAAAAAGUACCUGGAGCUUGUGGAUCCUCGUGUUCUGGGGAGUGUCAAAAGUGAGGAAGUCGAGAAGCUAGUACGUGUGGCUUUGUGUUGUUUGCAUGAAGAGCCAACUCUGAGACCAACAAUGGCCAAUGUUGUUGGCAUGUUAGAAGGUGUGUUGCCUUUGGCGAUGCCACAGGUACAAUCACUCAAUUUUCUACGAUUUUAUGGUCGUAGAUUCACUGAAGCAACGAUGAUCAAUGGGGAUCAAGAGGUUAAUGUGUUUGAGUUACAUCAACAAAACAGGAACCUUAGCAGUACUACUAGUAGCUCUUACAAUUCCUUCUCUUAUAUGUCUUCACAGCAAGUCUCAGGUCCAAGAUAGCACUAGUAAAUCUUAUAUUGUUCGAACCCUCCAAAAAUGUUGUCACAUUCGUGUCUGGUCCUCCAAAAGUGCAUAGCUUUGGGAAGAUCCAACAUACUUUUGACAUUAUUUUUGAAGAGUCUGAACAACACAGAUAAAUCUGCUUUGUUAGUUCAAUAUGUUAUGCUACUGUUUGAAAACUUUAGUUGUAAUAUGAUGUUUGCACCUCUUCUGUGAGGCAGCAGAAAGAGUAUAAAUAUAAUUUGUAAUUUAUUCAAUUUCUUGUACAUAUUAUAUAAA
Molecule: messenger RNA, 2173 nt
Organism: Solanum stenotomum
Lineage: Eukaryota; Viridiplantae; Streptophyta; Magnoliopsida; Solanales; Solanaceae
Product: G-type lectin S-receptor-like serine/threonine-protein kinase At5g35370
Exons: 1
Coding region: 74-1894 (606 amino acids)
Biological process (GO): protein phosphorylation
Molecular function (GO): protein kinase activity; ATP binding
Source: RefSeq, a predicted model, not a curated record